Messenger RNA from Erigeron canadensis, 1526 nucleotides. RefSeq lists its product as uncharacterized. The record is from RefSeq and is a predicted model, not a curated record. The coding region runs from base 105 to 1106 and encodes 333 amino acids. NCBI's taxonomy places the organism in Eukaryota, Viridiplantae, Streptophyta, Magnoliopsida, Asterales, Asteraceae. The transcript is spliced from 2 exons.
UUCUAUUUUAUGGUUUUUUCAUAUGAAUUAAACUAAAAACCCUAAUAAUAAUAAUAUUAUUUAUCUUAAUUUCUUUCUCAAAUAAUUCCAGGCGUAUCAUCAAAAUGGCAAAAGGUACCAGGGGAAGACGUAGGAUUCCUUCACGACACUGCAGAACCCCAUACUCAGUGCUCAGAUGCAGGCACAAUGUUUCAGAGGACGCGAGCAAGAAGAAAUCAUCACUGGUGAUGCCCAUUAAAGAUUGGGAAGACAUAACCUGCUCUGUAUGCAUGGAGUAUCCUCACAAUGCCGUUCUUCUUCUAUGCUCUUCUCAUGAUAAGGGUUGUCGCCCAUAUAUGUGUGGCACGAGCUCACGGUAUUCCAAUUGCCUUGACCAGUAUAAGAAUGCCUACACAAAAAUGGCUUCACCACAUGACUCUCUGUCUCCGCAAACAAACAAUGGUCCUGCUUUUGGCCAAAUUUCUGGUUGGCCAGUUGAGAAAUGUGAGGAAGGGUCCAAACUUACCUGCCCCCUUUGUAGAGGCCAAGUCAAAGGAUGGACUGUGGUGGAUUCGGCUCGAGAGUAUUUUAAUGCCAAGAAAAGGACGUGCAUGCAUGAUAAUUGUUCUUUUGUAGGAGGGUACAAAGAGUUGAAGAAACACGUGAGAUCCGAGCAUCCUUUUGCCAACCCACGUGAAGUGGACCCGGAUCAAGAGUUGAAAUGGAGACGGCUCCAACGAGAACGAGAGCGUGAUGAUGUCAUUAGCACCAUCACAUCCUCUAUGCCUGGUUCGGUGGUCUUUGGUGACUAUGUCAUAGAAAGUCACUCCAAUGGUCUAGAUUCUGAUGACGAUGAGGGUUUUGGUAGGGAAGUAGACAUGGGAGUCGAUGACAACUAUGUGAACAUGCUUGUUUUGCUUCAUGCAUUUGGUUCAGGUGGAAACACAGUCCGUUUUGGAGGGAUUAGAAGACGUGAUGGUAAUGAUGACGAUGAUAAUGAUAAUGAUGGUAAUGGUAACAACAAUGGGAUGUCACUGGUUAACCGCCUGCGCCGCCAUGGUAGAGUUUUAUUAGGAAGAUCGGGAAGGCGAAGGCGGCAUAGAGUAGUCAACAGAGAUCAAACAUAGCUGUACAAAAGGUAAGUGAAUGUAAAGAAGGGAAUCAGGGAGAUGUCAAAAUUGUAGUUUAAAGGUAGUUUUGGGAGAGAUAAAUGGAGAAGUGGUUUCUAUGCUUCCCAGUCACCUGUCAGCAAUUGUAUCCAUUAUUGCCUCUCACGGAGGAGCUCCGACGUGAAGCCCUGACAGAAUCAUGAAAUGUUUCUUAUUUAUCUUUUCAUUCGUUGACCGUAGGUUCGGACGACAAAAACCUUCUAAUUUAUGUUUGUAAUUUACUGAUUCCCUAGACCUGUUUACGUUCCUGACAUUCAUGAAUCGAAAAACAUUCUUUGAAUCUGAAUUGCGUCGUUGUAAAGAUGCAUUUUCUUUCUUCAGAUGUUCUUUGUGUAGGCCUUUUGAGAUGAAGCAUUAAUGAUUUGGAUGUUGGUAUCA